Molecule: messenger RNA, 5699 nt
Organism: Cuculus canorus (common cuckoo)
Lineage: Eukaryota; Metazoa; Chordata; Aves; Cuculiformes; Cuculidae
Gene: ACKR5
Product: G protein-coupled receptor 182
Exons: 2
Coding region: 205-1650 (481 amino acids)
Biological process (GO): G protein-coupled receptor signaling pathway
Cellular component (GO): membrane
Molecular function (GO): G protein-coupled receptor activity
Source: RefSeq, a predicted model, not a curated record
CACAGCUCCCACACCAACACCGGACCAGAGCCUCCUGCUCCAUCCCCACAUCCACAGCUCCCACACCAACACCGGACCAGAGCCUCCUGCUCCAUCCCCACAUCCACAGCUUCUACAUCAAUACCACCCGGAGCCUCCCGCUCCAUCCCCAGCCCCACGGUAAAAUCAAAUGGGAGCUGAAUUCCAGGCUGGAAUUCGAGUCAGAUGUCACCCGCGCUGGGCUGUCUCAGGAUAUCAGACCACGACGGUCAUUUCCUGCCGGGAAGCAACCACCAAGCCCACCCUGAGCACUGUGCCACGGCGGCCUCUUUGCUCUCCCAGAGGCGCACAAGCUGCCGAGCCGAGAGGAUUGCCGCACUCCCCACGCAGCCUUCGGUUCUGCCUCCGGUGAGCCAUUGCCUCUCCCUCCCGCCCGCCUACGCCCAUCCCCUCUCCCACCAACCUUCUGGGACUUGCCGCUGGGUGAGGGUGGACGUCAAGGAGCUUUGGGAUCAGGGACUCCAUCCCCGCGGCCGCACUCUCCUCCCCACCGAGGAGCCGGGAGCAGCUCCCAGGAUGGCUGAGGUGACCACUGCCCACCCUGAGACACACACUGUCCUGAAUGAGUACGGGGACUACCACAACUGGUCUGAGCUGUUCCACCUCCUGAACUACACCUACACCUUCUGUGAGUUUGGCUUGGAUGAGAAUGUCAAGCGCGUGAUCCUCUUCAUCCUUUACCUAGUCAUCUUCGUGGUGGGCCUGGUGGAGAACCUCCUUGUCAUCUGGGUCAACUGGCAGACACGGGGCCACAAGAGCUUGGUCAACCUCUACAUCAUCAACAUGGCCAUUGCUGACCUUGGCGUGCUGCUCUCGCUGCCCAUCUGGAUGCUGGAGGUGAUGCUGGAUUACACCUGGCUCUGGGGGAGCUUCCUCUGCCGCUUCACCCACUACUUCUACUUUGCCAACAUGUACGCCAGCAUCUUCUUCCUCACCUGCCUGAGCGUGGAUCGCUAUGUGUCUCUGACCAGCUCCUCCCUGUUCUGGCGCAAGCACCAGCACCGCGCACGCCGCACCAUCUGCGCCUGCAGCUGGGUCUUGGCAGCAGCGAUCCCGUUCCUGGAGGUUGCCCACAUGCAGUUGGUCAACACCGGAGAGCCCAUCUGCAUAUUCAUGGCCCCCUUUGAGACCUACGAUGAGUGGGCGCUGGCCGUCAGCUUGGCCACCACUACCAUUGGGUUCCUCAUUCCCUUCCCCAUCAUCACCGUCUUCAACAUCCUGACGGCCAGGUUCAUCAAGCGCACCAAGCCGGAGAGCAGAAAGCACUGUCUGCUCAUCUACGCCUACAUCGCUGUGUUCCUCCUCAGCUGGCUGCCCUUCCACAUCAUGCUCACGCUGCUCACCCUUGACGGCAACCACAUCAUCCUCCACUGCACCUUCGCCCACUUCCUCUACUUCUUCUACGACAUCAUCGACUGCUUCACCUUGCUCCACUGCGUCAUCAACCCAAUCCUCUACAACUUCUUAAGCAAAAACUUCCGCAGCAAGCUCAUCUCCGCCGUGGUUAAGUACAUCCCCAAGGACCAGGACAACCAGAAGGGCGCAGACAACUCCUCCUCCACCACGCAGCACUCCAUAGUCAUCACAAAGGACAACAGCCCUCCCAAUUAAGGGGGACCGGACUCUCCCGCUCGUCAUCGGCGAGCGGCUGGGCUGGGAGCAGCUCCACUCGGUGAGAUUUUCCUGGUGAUAAAUAGACACUUUGCAUUUAAACACCUCUUGGCUGGGCACCUCCUGCGCUCUGAGGGCAGGGAGGGCACCAGCCGUGGACUGAGAUGAAGCAGGGAGCGACAGCCACCUCGCCUCCGACGUGCGGCUCUGUCAGAUCGGUUUAGCGAAAGAAAUAUGAGAAAGGGAUAUUUCCUGUUUUCCACAACAAACGCUUGCAGUAUAAACCGCCUUGCUCUGCCUGCUCGGAACUCUGAACACCAAUCCAGCCCCACAAAGCCGCCCCCCUCCUGCCUGCAUGCCGUGGGGCUGGGGGACACGGUCCCAUCCUUCCCCGGUUCUGCAGCCCCCGACUCUCCUUGCCCACCCGCCCUGGAUGCACCGUGCAGAGGGGCUGCUGAGCACCAUCCCAUGGCGAUGCCAUCCCGAGCGGAGAGAGGGAAUUCCUUCCUUCAAAACCCCACAGCCCCACACUCAGAAAGGGGCCAAAAGCCGGAUUCUAUGGCAAUGAAUUCCCCACAUCCCUGCAGGGCUGAGUGCGGAGCUGAAGUCAGCAACUCCAUGAGCAACUUUGCAAACCCAGAAGUAAAUUAUGAUGAUUAAAAGUGGGUUUGACAGGGCACGGCUACUCCUAAUGUGCCCGGUGCACUUCCCAGUCGGAGUUUUGCAGCAGGAGACCCAUGCCGUUAAACCCAACCGCCUUUAGAGCAUCUCCCAGUGGGUUCCUGAGGCCACCGGGCACGUUUCUGUCCGUCGGAAGGCUUCAGCAGCCCUUUGUGCACACUCCCUUUCAAUCAAAGUGGCCCCAAGGGAGUGCAAACGCGUGCAGAAUCCCUCGGAGCUGGAGCACAGGCUGGGUAAGGAACUGGAGCAUCCGGAGAAAGCUCAUCCUUGCCCGGAUUCCGCUGUCACGCGCUGCAGGUCAGGCCCUUGGGCAGGGGAAGGUGAACGAGCAGCGGUCGCUGGAAGCCCAUAAAUCUUCCAAAGGCCUUGAGCUGCUGAAGAAACACAUUUGAAAAAGCAAAGCAUAAGCAGAUCUCGGGACAGGAUGCUCGUGGCAGCGCGGAGCUGGAGGAGCUCCCGGGCUGCGGAGGCGCCAGGACCAGGGGUUAACAGGGGCACUCUUAUCACCGACGGGCUGGGAAGGGCUCUUGCUGCUCACGGAGAAUCACUCACCACCUCAGGGCUGCUUCCUUCUUGCUGCCUGGGAUGCCAGCAGCCACAGGAAAGGCCAAUUCUGCCUCUCAGAUGGGAAUAUUUCAUUUUGUAGCUGGGGAAGAAGCCGAUGUCCUGGACGUAGCAGUGCAGGGAAGCGCCUGGCGCAGCUCCUGUUCCUCAGUCCCGUUAUUUAUGUGGUUUCACAGUGUGGAUACUGGGGCUGUUGCCCUCCGGGGUAGAGCCUUCCCGUCGGGAUCCACACCAGCACCGACCUCGGUGCCACCGACCGUGUGAGUCCUGAGCACAAUGCGCACAGCGGAGCCAAACAGUGAACGGGAAAGCAGCUCCACACCAACACAGAGCACAGCCCUGAUCCCAAACCCUCCCUGCGGCUUCGUUCCGCUCAUCCCCUGCUGCUUCCAGGGAAGAAAUAGAAACCGAGUACACAAAGAGAAAAUACUUGAGGUGUGACAUAGAAUCAUGGAAUCACCAGGUUGGAAAAGACCUCUUGGAUCAUCGAGUCCAACCAUUCCAGGACAGCAACAUAUUCAAUUGCAAGAUACUCAAACAUGUAAAACUCGGUAUUUGAGCUAUUAAAGUCAUGGUUUUAAACUCUCCCAAUGCAUCUUCUACUUUGUUCAUAGACCUCGAGGCCAGAGUGGUCUCAGAUAAACCCUCGCAAAGUCCCACACGGCGAUCGGGGCUCCACAUCCCAUGUGUCUCCAGCUCCCUUCUAAAGCCCAACGUCCCCUCGGGGUGAGUUGGCUCUGCCACGGGCUCCUAAGCCAUCACCCAGUAUCCACCCCAGGUCUCCUAUGCCUACUGCCACUCGUCCCCUGGGUGAGCUGUCCCCAGGCUGCCCACAGCCAGUCUUAAAAUAAAAUUAAAAUAGAAAGGGCUUAUAAAACCCUGAAAAUCCCCUAAACGGCUUCCAGGGAGGGCUCUGCUCCCACCCCACUGCGGAACCUGCGGAAGUGCCAUGGCCAGUGCCCCUUGCAGUGCUCCAGGUGCCAAAAGAGGCAGCAAGGAAGAGGUCCUGACUGCUGGACUUGUGCCACGAACCCUGCAGAGACCAGCACAGGAGCAGCAACGGUUCCCGAGCUCAGCCGGGCAAUCCCGGAGAGGCAGAAAUGCCAUUCCCGCGCUCCCAGAAACAAGUUGUGUAAAGCAGCAGCGCACAAGAGGUCAACAUUUUCCAUUUUAUUAUUCUAAAUAAAAACCACACUUUGUGCUGAACAAUGAGUAGAAAAGAACCCGAUGUACAACGAUCGUGGACGUCUACUGCCGGGGAGCUUACAAAAUAUACAAAACUUUACAGCAAUAGAUAGUAAACACUUAAAUACCGGGAGGUCAGUACCUACGAUCAACGUAAUGAAAGGUUAGACAGCCAUUAACUCUUCCUUCGGCUUAAUUACUCUGGUAAGGGACCUGGAUCCUUUGAGAAAGGGGAGAUUAAGCGGAACUUGGUGGCAUAGGAGCCCGAACGGGCUCCAAGGGAGGCGGAUUGUGUCCAGGCUUCCUGCAAGAACCUGCGACCCGGCUGCUCCUGGCUGCGUUUCCCCCCUCGCAGGAUCCCAAAGCACUUUGCAAACACAGGUCAAACCCCCCGGCUGCCCCGGGCGAGGUAGGUGAAUGUGGUCCCAUAGCCUCGGAGGGGACAAGAGGCCGGGAGUGAGCUUGAAGGCCGUGUCGCGAGGCAGCGGUGGAGCAGGAACAGAGCUAGGCACGGAAUUUCCAUCCCAGCUCCCCCACUGCCUCCGACGCCGAGCUGCAGCCACGCACACGGGCUGGGAGCUCCGGCAUCACCGGGUACCUCCACUGCGAUGCAGCAGGGUCAGAGCUACGGUUCCUUGUGGCAACGCAGCCUAUGGGGCACUCGGGACAAACCCAUUGCUCCAAUUGACCCCAUCCUCUCCAGCUGCACAGCUUCCCAGAGGAAUGCUGGAGCUACCGGCCAGACUCAGGACAGCCACGACGCCAAGGGGAUGGGAACAGAGCCCCAGUGUGGGCUGCGGGCGUGGAAAGGCCCUGGAGGAACGCUCAGGUCUCCCAUCCCUCCUGGGAGAAGAGCAGCAGCACAAGGGCAGCCCAGCACGGGAGCGCUGCAGGUCCAGGUCCAUCCCUGCAUCCCCACUGGGAUCGGACUCACUGCGGGUCUCGGGAUGUUUCAUGUGGGAGUGACUCACAAUAACACAGGGGAAAACCCAAGACACAGGAACGCCAGAGCCCCGACAACCAACAACAACCGGCAGAAAACAGGGUGGGUUUCUCCUCUCCCACCCCCGUGUCCGGAGGGUGGACUCGUUCUGCCCAGUAGUGUUUCAGUGUAAAAGCUUCUCUUUUUGGUUCAUGUGCACAAAAGGCUUUUGCUUCACAGCUUUGCUCAACCCAGAGCCAAGGACACGACCGCGCGACAGCGCCUCAGCCCAUCCCAAAGCUCGUUGGGAUGUCUGGGACAUUCCAGGAGGGCCUCGAGGCUUCGAGGACUCAGCUCUCAUCCACCUCCUCCCAUCCUUCACAGUAAUCUCCAGAGCUGAGUGGGUCGCAUCCAUUCCAGCCCAUCCCACGGCAAUCCACCACCAACUCCCGAUCUGCCGCCAACUCCCUCACGUUCCUAAAGCGCCACGUGUACUCAAAAUCAUUUUUUUUACGUUUCAAAGCACUUGGCAGAACACGGCUCCACAGACCCUGGAGACCCCAGACCACACCUCGCAGCCCAGUGCGACCAUGAGACUGGAGUUUGCAGAGCAGAGCUCUGGUGGCAGACACGGCACAGCCUCAAGGUCACCCCCUGCUUCGGCAUCUCCUCUGGAAACAGCCUCCAGACACCAAAA